GAACAAGCUUCAUCCUGCGUCGUGUGAGGCUGAGUGCAAACAAACCCUACGAGGGCUUUGGACGGGCAAUCAUGGCAGUGAAUGCCCGUCUUCAGACCACCGCGCCAUUAGACUAUGCGACACCUCCAUUCCCAUCCCUAUACUGGCCUUAUCGACCGAAGCCUGGAGUCGCGAACUACCUCUACUAUUCGCAUGAUAUCUGGCGAUACACUCUUAUAUGGACCCUUAUCGUUUUCGCUCUUCUCCAUCUCCUUGUGGCAGGAUUCGCGGUGUUGAGACAGCUUGGGAAAGGCAAGAAAGCUUGGCAGUAUGUUUGGAUCAUUCCUCUGGUGUAUAUAUUCGUAGCGGGAGUGGAAGCUAUAUUAGCAGGAAGUAUUGUGGGUCUGAUCCUUGGUGCAGUCUACAAUGCUGGCUACUUUAAGAUGUCGACCUGGAUACCAUUCAUAUGGUCAUUGAUCAGCGGCUUGAUAUUGAUCUUGUCAUCGUUCUCUAUUGAAGGUGGCCUUUGA
Messenger RNA from Mollisia scopiformis, 509 nucleotides. RefSeq lists its product as uncharacterized. The record is from RefSeq and is a predicted model, not a curated record. The coding region runs from base 72 to 509 and encodes 145 amino acids. Lineage: Eukaryota; Fungi; Ascomycota; Leotiomycetes; Helotiales; Mollisiaceae. The transcript has 3 exons.